AUGGUUCCACACGUACUUAGUGAAGAGGCUCCCAAGAGCCCGAAUGGUAUCACCGCCAGCGAAGUUAGUUUUGGUGGUUCAAGUGUUUCAAGAUUAGUCACAUCCAAUCCCUUUGGUUUAACCACAGACCCUAAACUGAUCAGAGGCACAACUUACACAUCAACUGGUACCCUCAUCAACCAGACAGUUUAUGCUAUUGCAUCAAAAAUUUUCAGCUACGAAACUGUUGGUGCAGAGAACUUACUAGACUCGUACAUUCAAGUUUGGUUACACAACCAACAAUCAAAUGCUUUCGGUAUUGUUCCAUUUUACAACAAAUUUGAAGUUAGGUCAGGUGCUUCUAAUGCUAUUUUGGGAUAUUUUAAAAAGAACGGAACUAAUGGUCAACCAGUUUCAACCAUUUUAGGUGCCAGUGGUAUUGAUUAUAUGAGAAGCUCUUUAUCAGGACAAAAAGCACCAUUGGCUUUGAAUGUUUCAGCAGUUGAUUUUGUUGAUAAUGCAUUGGUAUCCAACUAUGGAAGAGUUUUAAAUGCUGCUAGAGAUUUGAAUUUCCCGAUCUUUACUCCUACUGAAACUGGUGAUGAGAGUCAACACUUGGCAAUUUUGAACCAUUUUUAUGCUUUUGGUACCGGUAAACCCUCAAUAUUUUUAUAUGAGGGUGUUGAGGCUGCCAAGAACUUCAAGAAAUUUGAGGAAGUGUUGUCAGUUGAGGAGAUUGGCCAAUUGUAUCAAAACUUGUUAGAUUCUGCUCCACCAGCAGAUCUUAGUGUUGAUGCUGCUUUCGCAUUAUUGAACAAAUUUACUGGAAAAAGCUACUCUCAGUUUGAGUAUGUGGGUGGAAAGAAUGCUAAAACUGUGUUUGUUGCCUAUGGAACUCAUAUCAAUGAGCAAUGGAAAAACCUUAUCAAUGAAGACAUCGGGUUAGUGCAAGUUAGGGUCCCACUUCCAUUCAACCAGGAUAACUUUUUACAGGCCAUCCCUGAUUCAACCGAAAAGUUGGUGGUGUUGACACCUGGUAAUGACAAGUUGAAGGCAGAUAUUAGUGCUGCUUUAUUUUUGAGUAACAGAUAUUAUUCUCUUUCAAUUGAAGAAUUCAAAUACCCAUUUGAUUUCAACUGGACACCCAUCACCAUUGCAAAAACAAUUUCUAAGUUUGAUUUCCAUGUGAAGAUUGAAAAUAUUUUGCCUUCUUACAAUAGCGAGCCUAAAGAUCAAAUCAUUACUGCCAACACAUCACCUGAAGGACAAUACUUGUUCUGGAGCAGAGAUGAUCGUAUCGUUGUUGAUACGGUUGACAAGUUGGCUCUUUCCUUGUCUUUGGAUGACUCAAAGAAUGUUGCUAUUAGAAACAAAUUUGAUAACUCGAAAUCAGGUGGUGUAUUCUUUUCACAAAUUACUUCUACUACUGGACCAUUCAGCACGACUGAUGCAGCAGAUGUUGUUGUCAUCGAGGACUUAUCUUUGUUGAACUAUUACGAUAUUUUGGCAACUGCUAAACCUGGUGCUACUGUCAUUUAUAUCAAUCAAAAACAACUGAUUGAUGUGGAGAAAUUACCACUUGAAUUCAAGAAGUCAUUGGCUUUGAACCAUAAUAAACUUGUUGCCGUUGACUUUACAGUUGUUGAUGCUUUGGAUGAAACCAACAACGGAACCAAGGGUUUGACUGCGGAACUUUUAUUACAAUUGGCUUUUUGGAGAGCAACUUUGCCUGAAUUGGGAGAUUACAUUGUCAACAAGUUGUUACAAGCUAAUGGUGGCUCAUUUGAAUUGUUGGCAACAGUUUUAGACAACUUUAUUAAGGCUACCGAUUUAAAGAAUGCAAUUGUAAACCUUGAAGUGUUGCCCGAGUGGCAAGAUUUGAAAGAAGAGGUUCUUCAACAAGAUGAAGGUGAUAAGAAAGAGGAAGCAUCUGCUGAGAAGAAGGAGGAAGCAUUCAACACCACCGAUAAGAAUGUUGAGGAAAACUUCCAAGAGAAAGAAGUCGAACCUCUUCCAUUCUUUGUUACCGAGACUUCAGUUUUUCCCAACCCGAGAGUGCCACUUGAAAAACCUGAAGAAAUUAACAAUACUUUCCACAAACACAUUGCUCAAAAGAUCGUUUUCCCCGAGGCAUUUAAGCUUAGCAAAGAUUUGAGACCAGACUUGCCAGUCACAAACUUCGUUGUCAAAGUGCAAGAAAACAAGAGGUUAACACCAGCUGAAUACUCAAGAAAUAUUUUCCAUAUUGAAUUUGAUAUUACUGGAACUGGCUUGAAAUAUGAAAUUGGUGAGGCAUUGGGUAUUCAUGGAAGAAACAAUUCUGAACAAGUUGAAGCUUUCCUUAAAUUUUAUAAUGUUGAUGGUGACUCUUUAGUUGAAUUAACCAACAAAGAAAAUCCAGACUUGGUUGAAAUUAGGUCUGCAAGACAUAUCUUGAGCGAAUCAAUUGACUUUUUGGGUAAACCACCAAAGAGAUUUUAUGAAUCUUUAGCUGAAUUUGCAUCCGAACCUAAGGAGAAGGAACACUUGACCAAAUUAGCAAGUGCAGAGGGAGCAGAAGAGUUGAAAAAAAGACAAGAUGUUGAUUUUGAUUCAUAUUUCGAUAUCUUGGAAGAAUUCAAAUCCGCAAGGCCAAAAUUUGGCGAUUUGGUAAAAAUCAUUGCUCCAUUGAAGAGAAGAGAAUAUUCAAUUGCAUCGUCACAAAAGAUUCAUCCUAAUGCAGUGCAUUUGUUAGUUGUUGUCGUUGACUGGAUUGACCCUAAGGGAAGAUUGAGGUACGGUCAUUGUUCAAAGUACUUGUCCGAUUUGAAGGUUGGCGAUGAAUUGGUUGUUAGUGUUAAGCCCUCAGUUAUGAAGCUACCACCAUUAACGACACAGCCAAUUGUCAUGUCUGGUUUGGGUACUGGAUUAGCUCCAUUCAAAGCUUUCAUCGAGGAGAAGAUUUGGCAACGACAACAGGGUCAUGAAAUUGGUGAAAUUUAUCUUUACAUGGGAUCAAGACAUAAAAAGGAAGAAUAUCUUUAUGGUGAAAUCUGGGAGGCUUACAGAGAUGCUGGAUUAUUGACACACAUUGGUGCUGCAUUCUCUAGGGAUCAACCUCAAAAGAUUUACAUUCAGGAUAAAAUCAGAGAAUCUAUCAAUGACUUGACUGAUGCAAUUGUGAGCAAGAACGGUUCAUUCUAUUUAUGUGGUCCUACAUGGCCUGUACCAGAUAUUACUGCUUGUUUAGAGGAUAUCGUGUCAAAUGGCGCUAAACUUGAAGGCGAGGAAUUAAAGGACGUGGCUAAAGUCGUCGAAGACAUGAAAGAAGAAGGAAGAUAUAUUUUAGAAGUUUAUUAG
This is a messenger RNA of Lodderomyces orthopsilosis Co 90-125, 3318 nucleotides long. It is a transcript of the gene MET10, whose product is annotated as sulfite reductase subunit alpha. The transcript has a single exon. Lineage: Eukaryota; Fungi; Ascomycota; Pichiomycetes; Serinales; Debaryomycetaceae. Gene Ontology annotation, cellular component: cytosol. The record is from RefSeq and is a predicted model, not a curated record. Bases 1 to 3318 code for a protein of 1105 amino acids. Gene Ontology annotation, molecular function: FMN binding; flavin adenine dinucleotide binding; sulfite reductase (NADPH) activity.